Messenger RNA from Torulaspora delbrueckii, 411 nucleotides. RefSeq names its product 60S ribosomal protein eL27. The coding region runs from base 1 to 411 and encodes 136 amino acids. The transcript is spliced from 2 exons. Lineage: Eukaryota; Fungi; Ascomycota; Saccharomycetes; Saccharomycetales; Saccharomycetaceae. The record is from RefSeq and is a predicted model, not a curated record. Gene Ontology annotation, molecular function: structural constituent of ribosome. Gene Ontology annotation, cellular component: ribosome; cytosolic large ribosomal subunit. Gene Ontology annotation, biological process: translation.
AUGGCUAAGUUCUUGAAAGCUGGUAAAGUUGCUGUUGUCGUCCGUGGUCGUUACGCCGGUAAGAAGGUUGUUAUCGUUAAGCCUCACGAUGAAGGUUCCAAGGCACACCCAUUCGGUCACGCUCUUGUUGCCGGUAUUGAAAGAUACCCAUUGAAGGUUACCAAGAAGCACGGUGCUAAGAAGGUCGCUAAGAGAACCAAGAUCAAGCCUUUCAUCAAGGUCAUCAACUACAACCACUUGUUGCCAACCAGAUACACUUUGGAUGUUGAAUCCUUCAAGACCGUUGUUUCCACUGAAACUUUUGAAGAACCAUCUCAACGUGAAGAAGCUAAGAAGGUCAUCAAGAAGGCAUUUGAAGAAAGACACCAAGCCGGUAAGAACCAAUGGUUCUUCUCCAAGUUGAGUUUCUAA